AAGCUUUCGAUUUUCAUGGGUGGUUUUGACGAUCAUGGUGGGAUAAUUGGCGAUUGGAGGCCUCCGAGCCCUAGCCCUAGGUCUUUUUUUGCAGCUAUGUUGGGGGAUGAUCCUGGUUCAAGAUCAGUACCCGACCCUCCAAAAAACGAUACCAAUAAUGACACCGGGUUCACUUUCCCUGGACCAAAUCCCCAAAUCGGGUCUGAAAAUGGCGAUGCGACAAAAUCAAGUGAGUUUGGUGAUCAAAAAACGAGCUCAAGGGCACAUCUUGUUGAAAGAAUGGCAGCUAGAGCUGGUUAUAAUGCUCCUAGGUUGAAUACAGAGAUUAUAAAAUCUUCUGAUAAUUCACAAACUCAACAAUCUCCAUAUUUAUUUUCACCUGGUGUUAGCCCAACUUCUUUUCUGGAAUCACCUGUUUUCCUUUCCAACUCAUUGGUUCAACCAUCUCCAACUACUGGAAAGUUCCAAUUUGUUCCAAAUGGUAAUGGUAGAAGCUCCAUGAUGUUCUUGGAUUCCUCUAAUAGGGUUAAAGAAAAUUUCUUUGAGGACACUAAUAACACUUCUUUUGCCUUUAAGCCUUUCCCAGAUUCAGCUCCUGUAUCCCGUGAUCAUGUGAAUCCACCUUUCAUGUCUACCAAUCUUUUCAACAUAAUGAAACUCUAG
This is a messenger RNA of Lactuca sativa (garden lettuce), 663 nucleotides long. Lineage: Eukaryota; Viridiplantae; Streptophyta; Magnoliopsida; Asterales; Asteraceae. The record is from RefSeq and is a predicted model, not a curated record.